Messenger RNA from Trichoderma gamsii, 969 nucleotides. RefSeq names its product ribonuclease T2 family protein. Gene Ontology annotation, molecular function: ribonuclease T2 activity; RNA binding. The transcript is spliced from 7 exons. Bases 1 to 969 code for a protein of 322 amino acids. Gene Ontology annotation, biological process: RNA catabolic process. Gene Ontology annotation, cellular component: extracellular region. NCBI's taxonomy places the organism in Eukaryota, Fungi, Ascomycota, Sordariomycetes, Hypocreales, Hypocreaceae. The record is from RefSeq and is a predicted model, not a curated record.
AUGCAUCGCAACACCAUUGCCGUGCUUGCUGGCGCCCAGCUUGCUGCUGCUGGCCUGUAUCCCGGCAUCACGUCCGACAAUCACACUUGUGCAUUGGCUGACCCUGUCCUGUCUUGCUCCAAAGGCGCUGUCCCCGGAAAGGUGGACACCUGCUGCGUCGAGACAUUUGGAGGUUUAGUGCUCCAAACCCAGUUCUGGGAUACUCAGUCCGGCUUCGAAAGCCAAGGACAGAGAUACCCCGAAAACACAUGGACAAUUCAUGGAUUAUGGCCCGAUUUUUGCAAUGGAAGCUACACUCAGUACUGCGACCUAAGCCGCCAAUAUGACCCUCACCCUGCUCCCAACACAACCGACGGCACUCCUCAUGGAACUCCCGUCCCUCCGUACACCGGUCCCUCGAUCGAGACCUUCUUCGAGCCAUACGGAAAGAUGGACCUCCUCGCUUACAUGAAGAAGUACUGGGUCAACCAGGGCGCUCCUAGCUGGGAGCUGUGGGCUCACGAGUUCUCCAAGCACGCCACCUGCUACUCUACCUUUCAAAAGGAGUGCUACGGACCCAAAGCCAGCGAAUACGACGACCUCUUCCAAUUCUACGAGACCGUCAUUUCUUACUACAAGACCCUCCCCACCUGGCGCUGGCUCUCCGCCUCCAACAUCCACCCCUCCAACAGGACCUCCUACACACUUUCUCACAUUCAAGCCGCGCUGACCCGCGAGUACGGCGUAAUUCCCUACCUCGGCUGCGGCGGUCCCAAGUACAACGAGACAAAAGCCGGCAAGGGUUCUCGUGACAACGGCGGCACGCAGCUGAACGAGGUGUGGUACUACUAUCACGUCUAUGGCGCUCCCCAGCAGAACCAGGCCCUGCGAGUGCCUGCUGAUAUUGCCGGCGGUUCGCUGACAAGUUGUGCCAAGACUCCGGGCGCCAUUUGGUAUUAUGAGCGCGCUCCGGGUAGUGAGACGAAAUAG